AUGUCAGAUCCUGAUAUGAUGUUGGACAUGACACUCUCUGGUAUUCCAACAGAGCUCAUCAUUCUUAUAGGCCAAUGGCUGGCACCGAGUGACCUCAACGCUCUGGCCAAAACAAAGGGACGCUUCUACCAGAGUCUCAACCCGAGCCUGUGGCAGCAAAAGGAAGAUCUCGCAUUGCUUUGGGCCGCAGAGCAUGGCAAGAUAGAGUGUGCUCGCAAAGCGCUCGCAUUCGGCGCGAAUAUUAAUACCGAACAUCCAGCGACCGCAGAAACAUUGGCUCGACCGCGGGUAUUUCUGCAUCGGGAAAAAUUGCACAAUAAGAGCCGUGCCAGUCCCCUUCUCCUGGCCGCUGCAGCAGGACAGAUGGAAAUGGUUAAUCUAUUGGUUGGCGUUGACGGAGUUGAUGUUAACCAACAGAAUGAUUCCGACCAGACGACACCCUUGAUGAUAGCGAUCAUCGCCGAGGAGGAAGACGUUGUUCGGGUCUUGCUGGCAGAUCAAAACAUUGACACCGAUAUCAAGUACAAAUAUGUCUAUGGAGGCUCAUUGAUGGUUGCAUCAAUAGUUGGCAAUGUCAAUAUAGUCCAGCAGCUCCUAAGCCAUGGCAAAGAUCCGAACAAGGGCAACAUGAUAAGCCAGUGUCCGUUAUACCUCGCAGCCCAGAGCGGCCAUAAAGAUGUUGUGCGGGUAUUGCUGCAGGCGGGGGCAAUUCCACACCCACCUGACUCGAGAUCAACCCAGGCUACGGCCUGGGGCAAUUGGUACGGCAACCCAUUCACUCAUGCCAUAGAUAAGGGCCCGGAAAUGAUGAAAGAAUUCCUCAAAUCGCCUCUUUUCGAUAUUGAAAGAGUGAGGGAUGAGUUAACUCGCGCUAAGUGUACGGCACUCAUGAAGAAAAAGGAGGAAAAAUUCAAAUAUCUCUUCUCAAUCGACUGCCACGAUAUCGAUUGGCAUAAUGGUGAUGGCCGGACCGCAUUAUUCUGGGCCGCUACGUACGGCCAGGAAGAGGCGUUGAAGUUGCUUCUUGCAUAUGAUGGAUAUGAAAGGGUGAAUUGCAAUACACAGACGCGUGGUGAUAUUUCCCGAGAAGAUGUUCUUCGGCUAAAUAGGGCUGGGUAUGCUGGGUUUGGUGAAGGAGUCACUCCGUUGAUCAGUGCUGCGAGACAAGGGCAUAUCGGCGCAGUGAGGCUUAUUUUGACGGCAGAUGGUAUCGAUAUUCGUCACCGGGAUGGAAUAUUUGGGGAAACAGCGCUGAUGGCAGCGAGAUCAAAUGGCCACCUAGAAGUUGUUCAGUUGCUGCAAACUUAUACCGAGGAGUAG
Molecule: messenger RNA, 1320 nt
Organism: Penicillium manginii
Lineage: Eukaryota; Fungi; Ascomycota; Eurotiomycetes; Eurotiales; Aspergillaceae
Product: ankyrin repeat domain-containing protein
Exons: 1
Coding region: 1-1320 (439 amino acids)
Molecular function (GO): protein binding
Source: RefSeq, a predicted model, not a curated record